Messenger RNA from Ochotona curzoniae (black-lipped pika), 2522 nucleotides. It is a transcript of the gene ZNF706, whose product is annotated as zinc finger protein 706. Bases 201 to 431 code for a protein of 76 amino acids. The transcript has 4 exons. NCBI's taxonomy places the organism in Eukaryota, Metazoa, Chordata, Mammalia, Lagomorpha, Ochotonidae. The record is from RefSeq and is a predicted model, not a curated record.
GCGGCGCGCGCGGCGGCUGGUUGGCGAGGCGCGCGGGCUGUUGUGCUCCGGCGCUCGCUUUUUUUUUUCCCCCUUCAGCGGCUGGUGGAGGAGGCCGAAGCGGUGCAGGAAGCGUUCCCCCUUCCCCUUUCUGCGACCUGCCCCGGCCCUCUAAGCGCUGCUGCGUGGUCUCUCGGACCAGGACUGUCCCGGCCCCGGAUAUGGCUCGUGGACAGCAGAAGAUCCAGUCUCAGCAGAAAAAUGCCAAAAAGCAAGCUGGACAAAAGAAGAAGCAAGGACAUGACCAAAAGGCUGCUGCCAAAGCUGCCUUGAUAUAUACCUGCACUGUCUGUAGGACACAAAUGCCAGACCCUAAGACCUUCAAGCAGCACUUUGAAAGCAAGCAUCCGAAGACUCCACUUCCUCCAGAAUUGGCUGAUGUUCAGGCAUAAAGUUGUUUACAGGUGAAUUCAUGACUCCUGACUCUUCUACUGUCUCAGACCUUAGGUAACAAACCUGCGGCUGCUUUUCUAACAAACUGUUGAUCAGCAAAAAUAAAGGGGCUACAGAAACACUCAUUUUUAUGCUGUUCCCUUUUGGGCUUCAUGCAAAGACAAUUCUGUGUAAAUGUACAGUUGACUCUGAUUUGGAAAUCUGAAAAUCAGUCCAUCCUUGUUAUAAAAAUUUUUUUACAAUUGUAAUUAUAUUGAUGUUCAUAUUGUGUAAAAUAACUCAUUUAAUAAAGUAGUACUUUGAUUUUACAACAUCACAGGACAAAUGGUUCUAGAAAUUCUGUUCUAACUUUACACAUUAUUUGCCUUAUACAAACCAAUGAAUUCACUCUAUAGAAUUGCAAGAGUAGUUCUUUCAGGUCAGUGGCAGGUUCGUUAGUUAAACUAGACUUGUUCAUUAAAAUUGUGCGUGUGGUUUUAUUGGCAGCUGACCUAGGUGAGGAAUAAUGGUCUGCUGCCUUCGUGUAUUGGAAUUGAGUCAUUGCCCUACGAUCAUUUCUCAUGUUUGAAAUUGGAGUGUUUAAACUCAGUGUAUGACAUAUUAGCUGCCAGCCAGGUGUGCCCUGUAAAUAACGAAUAAAUUCCUUUAAAAAAAAAAGGCAGUUCUGGAUUAUCAGCCUAUGUGAAAGAUUAGGUUUUAAAGAAUAGACCAUAAAUGAAAUGAUCAUUAAGCCUGUUGUUCUGUUCCUGAUGAAUGGACAUGGUAAAACCAAUAAAGAUCUACUUUUUAUAAAUUAUAUUGGAGUCUGGAAAUUCCAAGUUCUUCAAUAGGAAGAUUGGAAUGUCUAGUGGCUGGGUUAAUUCCCAGCACCCUCUCUUCCUUAUUUCCUAAAUGAGUGGUUGAUUUUCGGAGUUUCCUUUUGUGCUCAUUCCUAAACUCGGACUUGUGUGUAUGAUAUGACUUCUGUCCGAGCAAGAGAAUAUUAAAUUAGGCCAGCGUUCACAUUUUUUUGGAUGUAAGGAUGGGAAAAAAGGAGUUUGCUCAGUGGAUGAAGUGGAUGAAAUCCCAAUUAGAGAAGAUUUGCUUUUAGUUUUUUCUGUCGGCUAUUGUACAAGUAGAACUCUUCUAACAUUGAAUAGCUUUUAAAAUUAGCAUAAUCAGAAGAACGCUAAGUAUUUCCUGGUAACUGCUGAAAGCUGCAAAUGUGCUCCGUGGAUUUUAAAGUGCAUUCCCUGUUUGCUACAACUCCUCACUGCGUUUGUUCUGUGGUUCUGAAUAUUCUGCCCACAGUGUUGGUCUUCACUGUUAGUGUCCUCCCUAAAGUCAGAUACUCCAAGGAGAAGCUUCAGUGCUGCACCUGUUCUCAUGCCCUUACUUUAAAAGACACUCCUGCUUUGUUAAUAAUCUAAGUUUCAAACUUACUGUUUCACUUCCUAAUAUGUUGAUUACCAGGACAUUAGAACUUAAUGUCUUGCGAUAACUAUUACAGUUCUGGUUAAAUUAGUUUAAAAGUUAAAAAAUGCUUUGAGCAUAUGUAUGUUUAUAUUUAGUAAGAAAUCAUCUAAAAGUCAUUCUUGAGUUUAGUUUUUUUUUUUUCAUUUGUCUUACUGUAAUUCAGAAUAAAAGUUUUUUUUUUUUCUCUUGUUCUUGUAUUUAACACUUUUAUUAUAAGCAGCUGAAGACACCAUAUUUAACCCAGUAUUUCAAAUGGGGAAUAGCCGCAAUGAUCUUAGCUGAGAUAUUAAUUAUGAUACUUCAUAUGGAGAUUAAUAUAACAAAAAGGGAUUUUACUAAUCUGAUAGAAGGUGAAAAUUGCAAGCGUAUCUUAACAUCUUUGUAAUUUGGUUUGAAGAUUCUCUAACAGAUCACAGCAAAGUUCAUUAUAAACCUUAUGGUGUCUUCAAAAGACUUGCUAAAAAAGUACACUGAGAGAGAAAUGUUCUCUUUUUUCUGUAUUCCCAUCAGUUGCGAAAAGGAAUGGGGUUAAGAUUAAACUUGUUUCCUUUUUCUUCAUCUGAACGUGCAUCCCCAUGUUUAACUGACACUGGGGGCUCAGUUGUGUGCUGUAAUGUCUUAUUAAAGAAGAUAUU